CCGCCCACUCCGAUGAUGCCGGAGAAACAUGCGCCGACCCAUUUCGCUCCUAGCUUAAGCAAGUUAGCGGUUGGUAUUGACGUCCGAGCACGCAAGAUGGACACUGGCGAUGCAAUGGAAGUGGAGGGCUGGGACUCGGCUCUGGAGGAUGAGCUGGGUGUCUCUCUGGAUGAGCUGAAGAAGUUGAUCAACGAGAUGGUGGAGAACAGCGAGCUCGUGCAGAAGAAACGGGCUCAGCUCAGUGAACUGACUCAGCAGGUGGAGCAGAAGGAGCAAGAGGAGGCGGCCACGGAGAAGCUCAUCAACGAUACCAAAAAGUCAUUGGUGGAGUGCGAAAAGUUGGUGAGGGAGACGUACCAGAAGAACGGGCUGGUGUACAAGAGCAGCUCAGAGGACGAAGACGGCGGCGGCGGCGGCCCUACAAGUGCUGAGGUCAUAGAGAUAGACGAUGACGAUGACGACGAUGACGUUAUCGCCGUCGGAUGCUUGGUCCCGCCACAGAAAUCUGUCAUCACCAUUCAAGAACCAAUGGAUACCGCCAGUGCGAUAAGGAAAACGGCUGAGCAGGUCAACAAAUUGGUCCAAAUCGUCACCAGACCUUCGCCUGGGACCACCUUAACCAGAUCGCCAGCACAGUCAGGUACUCACCCCACGCCGCCAGCCGUGAUCGUGUCUCAGAUCAGCGCUCAGCCCGUGAGCCACCUCAGCCCCAAGAAGAGAGAAGAUGAGCUGCAAGUGGGCAUGAACAUUCUGGGCAAGAAACGCAUGAAGACCUGGCACAAGGGCACCCUGGUCGCCAUCAACGCCAUUGGCACCAAUUCCUAUAAGUACAAAGUGAAGUUUGACAAAGGCAAGAGUCUGCUCUCGGGGAACCAUGUGGCCUUCGACUACAACCCCACCUUGGAGAGUCUGUUUGUGGGGGCCCGCGUGGUGGCCAAGUACAAGGACAGCCACCAAAUGUGGCUGUAUGCCGGCAUUGUGGCGGAGAUGCCCACCACCAAGAAUCAGAUGAGGUUCUUGAUCUUCUUCGACGACGGCUACGCUUCCUACGUCAACCUGCCGGACCUCUUCCCUGUCUGCAGACCACUGAAGCGUACGUGGGAGGACAUUGAGGACGCAUCGUGCCGAGACUUCAUAGAGGAGUACAUCACGGCGUAUCCCAGCAGGCCCAUGGUGCUUCUUAAAGUUGGCCAGAUCAUCAAAACAGAGUGGGAGGGAACCUGGUGGAAAAGUAAAGUCGAGGAAGUGGACGGCAGCUUGGUCAAGAUCCUUUUUCUGGAUGAUAAGAGGAGUGAGUGGAUCUACCGCGGCUCCACCAGGUUGGAGCCGAUGUUCAACUUGAAGAUGACCACCGCCAACACGCAGGAGAAGAAGCUGGCCGGCCAGCUGAGGACGCGACCCAAUAUGGGUGCACUGAGAAGUAAAGGCCCCGUAGUCCAGUACACUAGCGACGGCCAUGUUGGAGCUUCUCCCAUUGGAGUUUCUCCGAUCAAGCCGGCACCCCCUCAGGGCCUUCUGACACCUCAAAUCCAACAGCCGCCAACCACCCCAACAAGCAGUAACCUCACUCAGUUGCCACGUUCCGAAACCAAACAUCAGAUGGCCAAGAAGAGCACGUCUCCGUUUGUUCCUGGCGUAGGCGGCACCCACGCCUCUAAAGUCAUGCAGUCGCUCGCCACCAACCCCAGCAACGUGCCAAGUCCCGCAGAGACUUCCAUGCCGGUUCAGUUGUAUCCCAAAGCGACGGUGGCCCCCGCCGCCCCGCCCGCGACGGCCCACCCGGCGGUCACCAUCCCGCACCAGCCGUCGUACCGAGCCCCGACCGACCGCAUCUUCUACAUGGAGCACCUCUGCCAGCCGGCCUGUUUGAACCGCGUACGGCCGGCCAAGCGCGACAUGCACCGAGGGAAGAACCCUCUCCUCAUACCGCUGCUGUACGACUUCCGACGCAUGACGGGCCGGCGCAAAGUCAACCGCAAGAUGACCUUCCACGUGAUCUACAAGGCCCCGUGCGGCCUCUGCCUACGUAACAUGACCGAGAUCCAGCGCUACCUCUUCCAGACCACCUGUGACUUCAUCUUCUUGGAGAUGUUCUGUCUGGACCCCUACGUGCUGGUGGACCGCAACUUCCAGCCGCUCAGGCCCUUCUAUUACAUCGCAGACAUCACCGGAGGGAACGAGGACAUCCCGCUCUCCUGCGUCAACGAGAUUGAUUCCACGCCGCCCCCUAAAGUUGCCUACAGCAAAGAGCGCAUUCCGGAGGACGGGGUGUUCAUCAACACAAGUCCAGACUUCCUGGUUGGGUGCGAUUGCACCGAUGGCUGUCAGGACAAGUCCAAAUGUUCUUGCCACCAGCUGACACUACAGGCUACCGGUUGUACUCCUGGUGGACAGAUCAACCCAAACGCUGGCUUUCUGAACAAGCGCCUCGAGGAGUGCCUACCCACAGGCAUCUACGAGUGUAAUAAGCGCUGCAAGUGCUGCUCUCAAAUGUGCACCAACCGGCUGGUGCAGCACGGCCUGCAGGUGCGCCUUCAGCUCUUCAAGACCCAAAACAAAGGCUGGGGCAUCCGCUGCUUGGAUGACGUGGCCAAGGGCUCCUUCGUCUGCAUCUACGCCGGUAAAAUCCUGACGGAUGACUUUGCCGACAAAGAAGGCUUGGAGAUGGGUGACGAGUAUUUUGCGAACCUGGACCACAUUGAGAGUGUGGAGAACUUCAAGGAGGGCUACGAGAGUGAGGCCCACUGCUCCGACAGCGAGGGCAGCGGUGUGGACAUGUCCAGGUUAAAAAUCCAGCCGUCUGCCUUAGUGGCAGCAAACUCCUUUGGACGGCAGGGCAAAAAGGCUGACAGCUCGAGGUCGUCCGAGGAAAGCAACGAGGAAGAAGAUAAGGAUUCCAAGAGUGACGAAAGCGACAGUUCGGAUGACACGUUUGUCAAAGACACCUACUACAGCAGCAGUUCUGUGUGGAGGAGUUACACCACGCGUGGACAAGCCAAAGGCCACAAGGAAGGGAGUCAAGACGACAAAGAUGGGAAUCCCGCUGCGGCCAAAGGUGACGACAAGUCGCUGCCCGUGACCGAGGAGACGGGAAAAAGCAAAGUGGCUUCCUGGCUCACCAGCCAGGGAAUGAAGAAGGACUCUGGAGACCUGAAGAGCCAAGUGAAGCCUGAUACGCCCAAAAAGCAAGACAUUACCACUCUCUCGGACAGCGACGACGUCCAGACCAUCAGCUCCGGAUCAGACGACAAUAAGGAGAAAGACAAAGUCGCCCCGGGCGUGGUCAAGAAGCAAGUGGCCGUGAAAUCCACUCGCGGCAUCGCGCUCAAGACCGGCCACGGCAUGAUGGUGAAGACGGGCGCACCUGGAGGCGGAGCGUCUCAGGGCGGGCCCGGCGGGAAGUCGGGCCAGCAGGGCACAACCGGCGGCGGCGGCGAGAGCGGCCACAAAAACACGCGGCAAUUCUUCGACGGCGAAGAGUCAUGUUACAUCAUCGACGCCAAGCUGGAGGGAAACCUCGGCCGCUACCUCAACCAUAGCUGCAGUCCCAACCUGUUUGUCCAGAACGUCUUUGUGGACACGCACGACUUGAGGUUCCCCUGGGUGGCUUUUUUUGCUAGCAAGCGUAUCCGGGCGGGCACGGAGCUGACGUGGGACUACAACUACGAAGUGGGCAGCGUGGAGGGCAAAGUGCUGCUUUGCUGCUGCGGCUCCACCGAGUGUCGCGGUAGACUCCUGUGACCGCACCGCUUCUUUAAAACAAAACAAAAAGCUAGGAUGUG
Messenger RNA from Hippocampus comes (tiger tail seahorse), 3782 nucleotides. RefSeq names its product SET domain bifurcated histone lysine methyltransferase 1b (gene setdb1b). Gene Ontology annotation, cellular component: nucleus. Gene Ontology annotation, molecular function: zinc ion binding; histone H3K9 methyltransferase activity; DNA binding. Bases 13 to 3741 code for a protein of 1242 amino acids. The transcript has 25 exons. The record is from RefSeq and is a predicted model, not a curated record. NCBI's taxonomy places the organism in Eukaryota, Metazoa, Chordata, Actinopteri, Syngnathiformes, Syngnathidae. Gene Ontology annotation, biological process: heterochromatin organization; negative regulation of gene expression.